UUCACUCUGGGCCGGAUGUGUUUUCCAUGUGCUUUCAUUUCAGUUGUUCUGUCCAGUGAUGAUGAUGAGGAGGAGGAGGAGGAGGAGGGCGGUGACGCUGCUCCCUGCAGCCCAGCGGUCCAAACACCGGUCCCUGUGGAAGACGUAGUAGUAGAGAUACAAUCCCCACGGAAAGCUGAGGACAAAGAGCAGGAAGCUUCUGACCUAGAGGACGUGCAGGUGCUUAUAGAGGAACCUGUGUCAGUGGCAAUUUCUCCAAACCUCAGUAUAGACUUCUCCUUCUCCACGCUGCACUGUGGUGGUUAUCGAGGGAGAGCAAAUGGAGAAAUCAUGAUAGCAGACCAAGAAAUCAUCAUCCCGCUGGAAGGUGAUGAUACUGGAGAGGUGGAGGUGAGGCUAUAUCUGGACCGUAAAGACGUGAGGAGGUACAGCGUGUGGGAGCAGCAGGAACUGGUGGAGCGGGAUUUUCACUUUGAGGACGGCGAGGAGCCUUUCCCUGCCGCCAUUCUUCUGUUAUGUGUGUCAGAAACUGCUGCAGCUGCUUUACAGCGAGAACUACAAAAGCUGUGUUUGAAACAACAUAGAGCGACGAGCACUGGCAAGGCGAGCCCGUUUGUCCUGCUGACCCUGAGAUAUCCUGUGGUGGGAAUGGAGGGGGCUUUAUUACGCUCCCUCCUGGACAUUGACUGUCUCAACAGUCUGGCACAAGGAACCAUUGAUUGUGGCGACAAACUUCGUUGUUUGGACGACUUCAACACUCCUGUUCUUUCUCUGGAUGAUAGCCUAGAGCUGAUCAGAAGAACUGGACUGGACUCUCCCCUGCUGUCUCUGCUGGGCCUGGACUGCUCUUACCCUCGAUUAGACACAGACGAUUAUGAUCUGCAUUCUGAUAUAGAAUUAAGCACCCCACCAUACGUCGAGCUGGAGGUUGAUUUACAGGAAGAGACAGAACUGAAGCGGGACACAGAAACAGAUUCAGACACAGAACUCAAACCAGAGGAGGGUCGCAAAGAACAAGAGCUCGAACAACAGCCUGAACAACAGCCUGAACAACAGCCUGAACAGCAGCCUGAACAACAGCCUGAUCAACAGACUGAUCAACAGACUGAUCAACAGCCUGAACAACAGCCUGAACAACAGCCUGAACAACAGCCUGAGAAGAAAAAGGAGGAGCCCCCUCCUGUGUACACGCUGAGCCAUCGUAGAACAAACAAGUCCUACUCCGUGUCCCUUUGUAAACCGGACUCCAGCUGGACUACAUUUAAACAUCAUGGAGUGGCACGAAGGUUGAUACAGUUUCCUCCCCCACCGUCGAAAGGAGGGAUAACCGUCACCAUGGAGGACCUGCAGUGCCUCGACACAGGGAUAUUCCUUAAUGAUGUCAUCAUCGACUUUUACCUCAAAUACCUCCUCCAGAACGCCUCUGCUGCCGUGGCCGAGCGCUCACACAUCUUCAGCAGCUUCUUCUUCAAGCAGCUCACUCGCAGGGACAAUGCCAGUGAGGGAGGCACCGUUACCACCGACUCGUAAGUAUACCUGUUUUUUUGACUACUUUUUAGAGAACAUCGACCCAGCACACCGUCCCUGACCGGCUUUUGGCUAACAUCCACUGCAUCCCCACUUCCUCCCAUCCGGUUGUAACCAUGGAGAAUUCGGGGCCGCAACUUGGAUAAGGCACACUCACACACGCUUACCUCGUGUAGUGUGCAUGGAAAAAAAGGGUGCGGAGAUUCCGUCUGGAGCCUACCGCGCACCAUGUUCCCCAGGUCCCUCAGGAGCAUGGGAAAACAUAAGUGCACCACGUCCCCCACACGCUGCGUGUAGAGUGGGCAUGGACAAUAGUGAGGAAGGAAGUCCUCCAGCCCUGUAUGAGGCUGAUUGCGCACCAUGUCUCCCGAGUCCCUCAGGAGCAUGGGAAAACACAAGUGCUUUAUAUCCAGGGGGGGGGGGGAUGCCUACUGACCCACAGCCACCCCCACUCUCACCAGUCAUGCGUUGCCUCGGCAAGCACAGACAACGAGAAGGAGCCAGAUAUGUCCAGGAGAUAACAUUUUAUGAAAGAGCCUGGCGUAGACCAAGACGCCGCCGUCCAUAUAUCUUCUACACUCACGCCGCUGA
This is a messenger RNA of Notothenia coriiceps (black rockcod), 2118 nucleotides long. RefSeq lists its product as uncharacterized. The transcript is spliced from 8 exons. Gene Ontology annotation, cellular component: cytoplasm; nucleus. Gene Ontology annotation, molecular function: SUMO-specific endopeptidase activity. Lineage: Eukaryota; Metazoa; Chordata; Actinopteri; Perciformes; Nototheniidae. The record is from RefSeq and is a predicted model, not a curated record. Gene Ontology annotation, biological process: protein desumoylation; proteolysis. The coding region runs from base 16 to 1530 and encodes 504 amino acids.